Pseudogymnoascus verrucosus is the source of this 1425-nucleotide messenger RNA. RefSeq lists its product as uncharacterized. The record is from RefSeq and is a predicted model, not a curated record. The coding region runs from base 1 to 1266 and encodes 421 amino acids. NCBI's taxonomy places the organism in Eukaryota, Fungi, Ascomycota, Leotiomycetes, Thelebolales, Thelebolaceae. The transcript has a single exon.
AUGGCACCCCUUGCCCAACUCCUCGCCCUCCCCUUCCUCAAUCCCGCCACCCCCCCCAUCAACUCCCCCCGCACCGGCGGCGUCUUCGGCACCGGCCCCAACACAACAGUCUCCUACUUCUACCCCCUCCCCCCCUCCGACCCAGCCCGCAUCGCCUUCUCCACCGGCUUCUGGCCGAAAGACCGCGCCACCGUGCCCAAGACAAUCUAUGAGUGCGAUCCACCCGCCUCCCAGGGCUUCGAGUCACGGCUGUACACCUGUUUCAAUGACGAUAUUGGGCUCACGGAUGUGGUUGUUGUGCCUGGUGCGGAGGUGAAGGAGGCCGCUAAAUCCGGGGAGGGGAGGAUUGCGGCAUCGAAAGUGAAGGCAGAUGUUGAUAUGAAAGCGCCGGAGCGGAUUCGGGAUUAUCAGCUUAAGAAAGCGAAGGAGGCGCCUAAGUGCGAUGGACGCACUGGAGUAGCGGUUGAUGCGCUGCAUUGGGGGGCGUGGCAGCAUAGUUGUUUUGAUGGGUCCAGUGAGUGGGCUAAGCGCGGACAGGAGGUGAGGGCAGAAGUUCUAAAGGAGAGGGCAGAGAAGGGCUUUGAGAUUAAUUCGAGGAUUCGGCGGAUGUGGGAGGAGAAGGAGGAGGAGGUUAGGGUUAUGGAGGGUUGGAAGGCGGAGAAGGGGGGGAAGGAGAAGGCGAUUGUGGAGAGGGAGGAGAGAUUUUGGAGGGAGAGUUUUGAGGUUAGGGAGGAGGGGAGGGAGGUGGAUGGUGGGGUUGAGAGGGAGUUUGAGAAGAGGAUGAAGGGGGAGAUUUGGGGGGAGGUGGUGGAGGAGUAUAGGAGUUGGGAGAAGAAGGUGGAUGAAGAUCAGGAGGAGGAGGAUGACUGCGACAACUGCGACGACUGCGACGACGACGAGGAGGAACCUAAGAGGCCCAGGCACUGUAAACCCAAGAGGCCCACAGCCCAGAGACCCAAAGCUGAGAAGCCCGCAGCCAAGAAGCCUACAGUCGAAAACACAAAAGCGGCCGAAAAGCCAAAGGAACCCGCGAAGCCCCAGCAACAGGAGCAUCCAACCCUUGAACUCGGAAAGUCCCACUACGACCGUCCUAGCGCGAUGAAGAAGGGGAAGCCAGCCAAGGUAAAGGUGAAGCAGAAAAAUGGGAAAUAUAAGGUCAAGGUGAAGGACGGGAAUACAAAGAUUAGGCUAAAGGGCAAGAAUGGAAAGUCGACUGUAAAAGUUGAGGAUAAGGCGGGAAAGACUACGUUGGUGGAAUCGGGUUAAUGUAGAAGAGGGGCAGAAUUGAGUGGUGGCGUUGGAGGUGGUAUCAUUUGGGUUUGAAAUGUUAUAAUUAUUUUUUCUAAUAUUAAUUAGAGGUUUUUAUGGCGAUACUUAUGGGGUUUAGAUAUGUUUUAAUAUACUGCAAUACACCGGGUUCGGUUU